UUUGUUGGGGGAAGAUGGCGGCCGCCAGGGGCCUGUCCCUAACGGCCACGGCCCUAAGAGCGGUCAUUCCCUGGCGGAGGGGCAGGCUCUCCGCAUCCUGUCCGGGACUUCAGACGCGUUGGGAGGCGUCAUCUUCCAGCCCCGAGGCUAGCGAAGGGCAGAUCCACCUUACAGACAGCUGCGUCCGGAGGCUUCUGGAAAUCACCGAAGGGUCAGAAUUCCUCAGGCUGGAGGUGGAGGGAGGUGGAUGCUCGGGAUUCCAGUAUAAAUUUUCACUGGAUACAGUUGUCAACCCCGACGACAGGGUAUUCGAACAGGGUGGUGCAAGAGUUGUGGUUGAUUCUGAUAGCUUGGCCUUCGUAAAGGGGGCCCAGGUGGACUUCAGCCAAGAACUGAUCCGAAGCUCAUUUCAAGUAUUGAACAAUCCUCAAGCAGAGCAAGGCUGCUCCUGUGGGUCAUCCUUCUCUGUCAAACUUUGACUUGAUGACUAGUGAUCCAGAGAUUGCCAUCAGUUGUACCAAUCUGAGGAACUGCGAUUAGUAGAAUUCUAGAAGUUUCCUUCUAAUCAUGUCCCUCUCUCAAUUUUAUUUUUCUUAAUUCAGAAGUGUUGUGUUUUUCCACUAUUAUUUUCAGAAUGUGAAGCUUUUACACUUGGCCUAAAUUACUCCCCAGCUCCUAUACAAUGCUAAGGCCAAGCUUAUAGAUGUUGUUACCUCAUAUUUAAUUACUAGUGUACUCUAUAGAGCCUCCAAUCCUCCAAAUUUGGAGUUACUUUUCUAGCCUCCAGAAUGUUUGAACAUAUAUGUAUAACAAUGUAUAAAAGCCUAAGUUUAAAGAAAGUC
Molecule: messenger RNA, 842 nt
Organism: Marmota flaviventris (yellow-bellied marmot)
Lineage: Eukaryota; Metazoa; Chordata; Mammalia; Rodentia; Sciuridae
Gene: Isca2
Product: iron-sulfur cluster assembly 2
Biological process (GO): iron-sulfur cluster assembly
Cellular component (GO): mitochondrion
Molecular function (GO): 2 iron, 2 sulfur cluster binding; iron ion binding; 4 iron, 4 sulfur cluster binding
Source: RefSeq, a predicted model, not a curated record